Molecule: messenger RNA, 1287 nt
Organism: Nematocida homosporus
Lineage: Eukaryota; Fungi; Microsporidia
Exons: 1
Source: RefSeq, a predicted model, not a curated record
AUGAGGAUUUCCACACCAAUUGAAAGACGCUUUUCACAACCUUUAGAAUCUAUUUCCAAUAUAAUUAGACAGGCUGAAACUUUACCAAUUAGUGACCUAGCUAACUAUCUUAACAGUAUUGAUCAGUGGAGGUACGGAAAGACCGAUUUACUCUACUGGGUGGCAGUUUUAGACCGAUUUGAUGACCUACUAGGCCAGAUCAUUACGGAGGCUCAACUGGAUACAUUACAAAGUCGAGCUAUUCCUGAGAGUGAUAGAUUUUUAGCCCGAUCAAUUUUAAGAUUUCAAAAAUUAUUGAUAGAAAAUAGUUCUAAUAAGAGUAUUUUUAAUGGUUUUGAUAGGAUAGAUGCUCUUAUCUAUGCUUUUGAACUUGAUGUAGCUAAUGAAGCCUUAGCUUUAGCCGCUUUUUUUGCCUCUAAAAUUCACAUUCAACGUUCAAUUAGAACAAGUAUGAAUGAAAUGCAUUUAGAUGAUUUAUUAGGAUUAGUUGAACGAGUUAAUCGACCAGUAACUCAUUUUAUCUAUACGGAAGAAUCAACUCGAGUACCUAAACGAGUCAGUUUAAGUAGAUUGUUAAAAAAAGGUGUUUUUGUUAUAGAUAAGGUUAUUCCUAAGGGAGAUCAACGUAAAUUUGCCCAUACUAGGCGGAUGUACUUAGGAGAUCCUGAAGAUUUAGCUGUAUCUCGACUUUUAUCUUCGGCUGUUCUUGUUUACUGUCGGCCGGGGGCUAUGGCUAUUGAUGCUGAUUUUAUCGCCCGUGAUCUGCAUGAUUUACUUGAUUUAGUCUGUACGGCAGCUGAUAAGGUUAAAGAAGCCGCUUUAGUUAUGUUGGAUGCUUUAUUUAGGAUGAGAUUAAGACAUGCAGCUGUAGUAGCAGCAAUGGGUGCUCAUUUACAUGAUGGUUUUGUUAUGUCGCGAUUAAGAGAGGCAGUAGAAGGACAUAUGAGUGAGAUAGUGGCUUCGGCCUUUUUUAAUUUACUGAUAUCGUUUUUUGCUUCAUCUACAGGGGCAUCAGCUUUAUUUGCGGCCGGGAUAGUCCAGUACGUUUGUGCGGCCUGGCAAAGACCCGAUGUACCUUUACGUACUAAGGGCCGACUGGUGAUGGGAGCUAAUACGUUCUUGUUUACUAUAGCAGCUACUUUACCGCGCUUCUUAGCUGAACAUGGGAUGAGUAUUCUAGCUAAGGAAUUAGCUUUAGCCGUUGAUCUUAUUCUGCAAGUAAGUAAUGGUAUGGGUGGAGUUGGUAUAGGUGAUAGUGAAAAUCAAAAUCAAAGUGAAAAUCAAAAU